Messenger RNA from Penaeus monodon (black tiger shrimp), 579 nucleotides. Its product is annotated as extensin-like. The record is from RefSeq and is a predicted model, not a curated record. Lineage: Eukaryota; Metazoa; Arthropoda; Malacostraca; Decapoda; Penaeidae. The coding region runs from base 1 to 579 and encodes 192 amino acids. The transcript is spliced from 2 exons.
AUGCCUGCCCGACACCCGACGACGCCCGCCCGACACCCGACGACGCCCGCCCGACACCCGACGACGCCCGCCCGACACCCGACGACGCCCGCCCGACACCCGACGAUGCCCGCCCGACACCCGACGACGCCCGCCCGACGCCCGCCCGACACCCGACGACGCCCGCCCGACACCCGACGACGCCCGCCCGACACCCGACGACGCCCGCCCGACACCCGACGACGCCCGCCCGACACCCGACGACGCCCGCCCGACACCCGACGACACCGCCCGACACCCGACGACGCCCGCCCGACACCCGACGACGCCCGCCCGACACCCGACGACGCCCGCCCGACACCCGACGACACCUGCCCGACACCCGACGACACCUGCCCGACACCCGACGACACCUGCCCGACACCCGACGACACCUGCCCGACACCCGACGACACCUGCCCGACACCCGACGACACCUGCCCGACACCCGACGACACCUGCCCGACGCCCACGCCCGCUUUCUUAGGUCUCAUUCUUAGGAUUAAACUUGUAUUUGUGGAUUUUGAUGAAAAGAAUGUGAUCUGGGAAGGAAGUGAAUGA